CCCAGGGACCUGUCACCACUAGCGUAAAUGAAAACAAUGCACACUUGAAUGAAUCUUUAAUCUAGAAACAUGUCCAACAGUUUGUUUGAGGGCAUUUUUGAAGCCUAUCAAGAGACUCGUUAUUGCGAUUUGGAAAUAUGCGGGCAAAUGUCCCAUAGCAAACAGAUGAAACCCAUCUUGUGUCACAAAUUGGUCGUGUGCUCAUUCAUUUCAAAGUGGGAGAAUCUCAUCAAAGAUGACACGGAUUACAUCUCGUUACCCAAUUUUCGACACGAAGACUUGCAACGAUUUUUUUCUCGACUCUACGAAUCCCUUCUUCCCGGUCAUAGCUCUAACUUGAAGGAGCUUGACGUUAACAUACUGGCGUUCCUCGGAGUUGAAAGCUUUCAAAUUGAAACAUUUGCCACUCCAGAACUCUUAGCUCAAGAUGAGUUGGCCAUGCACCACGACCCAAUAUCGGGGAUUGAUGACUAUCUUGAUUUGGCUUUGGACCAUGAGGAUGCUGUGAGUAUCUUCCAUGACUACUCUUCAGAAGACUAUGAUGAUCCGAAAGAUCCCUUGUCAAUCUCGCCAGAAUGGAAAGACCCUCUUUCUCCCAACCCAAGCGAGCCAAAAGUAAAAGAUGAAUCCGAAGUUGUGGCUCUCAAGAUCCAAACCAAGAAGAGAAAGCGGAUCGACUCUAAAGUGCAGCUAUCCAAAGCCAAGCGAAAGGCGGCCACCCGAACUGUUGGUAAUGGGAAUGUCCCCAAAUCUCUGAAAAAUCAGCUCGGAAGCCUACAUGCCAAGUUGGCCAGGAAUCAGCAAUGGAUACAAUCCUCGGUUGGUAAACAUGUGAUCGAAUUAGCCACGAUUUACAAAUUGUUAAAGGGGGAAUGUCACGGUCAAUUGAAAAUUGAUGUGACCACCCAUAAUGUUGGAUCCAAAUAUCAAGCUAUGAUGGACAGCCUUACGGAACGAAAAGAUGCCUUCUUUGCGCUCAUAGGAGUCCAGGAAAUCGGAAAUGACAUGGUGGGCCAAGCGUUAGCAUGGACCAGUGACGAGUUCAAGGCCUUAAAUUGCAGCCUAACCAAGACCAUAGAAGCAUUUCAGUCCGUGUUCGGUCUAGCUCGAGUGCCGCUUUUGGGAGCGAAAUCUUUUUUGGACGUGUGUUGCAAAAGUGAGGGCAUCUCCCAUGAUCUGUAUCGAAAGUUCGUCUUCCAAAGUAGCCGCCAACAACUGGCCAACGAGUUAAAACGGGCCGAAAUAGUUGAAGGGUUUGCAGUCACGCCCCCAACAAGGAAGGACCUGAGCCUACCGUUGUUCAAUUAUACCAUCCAAAUGACUGAGAAACUUGAUGUGUUGGAUGACAUUCUCUUGGUAGGCGUCUACCCGCAUGGAGUAGAAAUUCGAAAAGUGACUGUACCCACACCCCAUCUUACAUCUACUCCAGAAAGGAUGCUAUCACGGCUCUUGAGAAUGGUGUGGGUGGGAGGGAAUAAAAAAGAUAAGUUCAAAGCCACCUCAUUCAUGACUGAAAUAUUUUUAAAGAACGCUCGUCUGAUUUAUACCAAGAAAAAGAUAGAGCGACUUCUAGCCAGUGAUGAAGAGAUCCCCAGACCUCUGCCCACGGUCAUUUGUGACAUUUGCGGUAAGCAAAUCCAGGAGAAUACUUGCAUGACCAAUUUGCUUCAACAUCGGCAGAUCCACAGCCUGAUGGAGUUUGAAUGUCAAUGUGGUAUCUCCUUCAGAUCAUUUGCCCACAAAAAGCAACAUUACCAGGAAAAUCACGUGGGAGAAGCACCCAUCGAACCGUAAAAGAAAAGUCAUCAACGCUCAUCGCACGAAGUUGAAGGCCAAUACAUUUGCGACACCUGCGGCAAGGUCUUUCAAUCCCUGACCAAUUUCCACCGGCAUAUCAAACGGAACCACAGCUCCAUUCCAUGUGAAUAUUGCGACCAGGAGUUUGAGUCUGUGCCCAUUUUUCGGCGUCAUUGUGAAUAAGCUCAUCCAAGUGUGGAGGCCAAACUUCCGGAUGGUUGGUUGUCUUGUCCGGAAUGCGAUUUAGGCUUCCCUCGGAAGCAAGACUUGUCCCGGCAUAUGAAGACUUUGCACGUGCUGAAAGCCCACAAAUGUGGGCAAUGCCAGAAAAGUUUCACCGAUAAGUACAAGCUGAAGUACCACGUGUUGAAUGUUCA
Molecule: messenger RNA, 2174 nt
Organism: Tigriopus californicus
Lineage: Eukaryota; Metazoa; Arthropoda; Copepoda; Harpacticoida; Harpacticidae
Exons: 2
Coding region: 70-1794 (574 amino acids)
Source: RefSeq, a predicted model, not a curated record